Leptosia nina is the source of this 2409-nucleotide messenger RNA. The record is from the annotation of a GenBank genome assembly. NCBI's taxonomy places the organism in Eukaryota, Metazoa, Arthropoda, Insecta, Lepidoptera, Pieridae.
AUGCAGAAACAACAGACCGUGGCGGUGGGAAAGUCAGUUGUGCUAACUUGUCAGGCUGACGCACCGGACCCGGCUCUUGUCUCUCAACCCCAGUGGCGGGACCCUAAAGGCCAAAUUAUAAAUGAAGCAGCUGCUGGCACGAGACCCGAAAUCUACACGGAGCCGAUGCCCGCGAAACAGCUCCAACUGCUGUACAUAUCGUCAAUCACUCCGGCGAUGGCAGGCAAUUACACUUGUGAAGCGACCUUUACCAACAUGCCUCUCAGUGCGAGCGUUGUUUUGGACACUUUCGUGGCAAUUACCUGGACUAAUGCGAACGAAAAUCAAUAUGCGACAAAAGGAAAAGACUUCAAAGUUAUGUGCGAGGUAACUGCCGAACCUGCACCAUCUGUUGAUUGGUUUAAGGAAGGGACACCGAUCCUUACUGGCGACAGAUAUGUCAUUCACGCUAAUGGCUUGAUGAUUAAAAACGUUGAAGAAAGCGAUGAUGGAACUUACACGUGUAGGGCAGUUGUUAUUCAAACUGGAGAGUUAGCUGAACGGAAUAUCAAAUUGGAGGUUUACACGGCUCCGGAGAUGGAGGAGAGGGAAACAAGGGUCGUGAUUAAAGAAGGUGAAUCAGCAUCGAUCACAUGCAAAGCGAGAGGGAAGCCUCCACCAACAUACUCGUGGAUUAAGGCGUCUACUCGAGAGAACUUGGGAACUGCGUCGCGUUUUAGUGUUAAUGAGAUAAAAGGCCUCCUGACAUUUGAUCGUGUUGAAGCCGGAGACUACGGCAAAUAUAUAUGUAGUGCUGUCAAUCAAGCCGGUCAUAACGAGACAGAAAUCGAAGUAGAAGUUUUAGUACCGCCGAAAAUAUUCGAGCUAUAUAAUACUACAGCUGCAGAGAAAACUGAAGGCAGAUUGGAAUGCAAAGCUACGGGUCGGCCCGCGCCUAGGUUGAGUUUUAGGAAAUUGAGUAAUUCUGAUCGGUUUUUGAACGGACCUAAUGAUGAUGGCAGGAUUGUCGUUGAAACAAGUAACCGUCAGACAGGUGAUCAAAUGCAAUCCAGCGCUAUACUAACUAUUAUUUCUCUGAAUAGAACUGAUGAUGGUUUAUACGAGUGUGUUGCUGAAAACGAAGGUGGCGAAGCGAGAAAGAAUGGACAUUUAACUGUACAAUUCAAACCUACAUUUGAACAUAUGACAAACGUGCCAAUUUGGAGUUGGAAUUCACAACCUGUCAACAUCAGCUGCAUUGCCGAAAGUAUUCCUAACGCGACCAUUAAGUGGAAGUUCCACGAUUUAGACUUGAUUGAAUCACCUCAAGUGAGAAUAUAUGGAUCUGGACCUGUAAGUUACGUUACAGUUACGCCUACAGAUAGAAAUCUAUACGGCGUAUAUAAAUGUAUAGCAACCAAUACUUUGGGCGAAGCUGAACAUAUAAACCAAUUGAGAGAAGCAUUUCCACCUGGACCUGUGAUACAAGCCAAACAAGAAACAAUUACAGCAACGUCAGUAUCAUUCAGUAUUGUUGGACCACCUGAAGAUAUGGGACCACCAAUUUUAGCGUACACCACGCAAUAUAAAGAGAAUGGAAACUACGAUUGGAACUUAGCUAUGAAUAGGACGUGGUCUGCCAAUUCUCCUUAUAUCAUCGAAAAUUUGCGACCCAUGUACACUUAUGACUUUAGAUUUGCCGCUGUGAACCAAGUAGGAGUCGGUAGUUGGGGUGCUCCCGUGACUGUUAUUAUGCCAAGACGGUCACCCCCAGAACAGCCUAAAUGGCGAGAAGCAGUAAGCUCUGAAUCAUUGAUUCAUGGCAAAUUUGCUGAUAAAUAUGAACUACAAUGGAAAGUCCCAGCUCAUAACGGAGAACCAAUUGAUAUGUACGAAAUUGGAUAUUGUCCAGUUUUAAAGGUUAGCGGAGAGUGGCGUGUAUCAAGCGAGUCCGACUGUGUAACUGAAGAGCUAAAAUCGUAUGAGGCGAUUAACUAUGAGGUUCGCGGUCUGCGACCCGACACCAGAUACCGAAUGCAAGUCAGAGCUCAUAAUAUACUGGGCUAUUCGUUACCAGCGCAACUCUACGUUCAAACCGCCCUCGGUGUUGAACGUUCUGGAUUUGCACCCCCUCAACUUCUGUCCAGUGGAGCUAUAAUAGGAAUUGCACUAGCUGGUGUUCUGAUCUGCUUGCUGAUAGUCGAUCUUCUGCUCUUCUGCUUCCGACGCCAGGGAGUCAUUGCGACCAUAUGCGGUAAACGCGUAAAGACACACAAGGACGACGAAGCUAAAUUAGGAAGGGAUGAAAAGGAGCCUUUGAAGGAAACAGGUGAUGAUGCUAUUAAAAGAAAUUCAUCGGUUGAAUUUGAUGGGCGCCGCGUGUAUGCUACCAGUGGUGGACCUAUCAUUGGGAAGAAUUCUGCAGUGUAA